AUGUGGGAUGCGGACACCGAUGCCUUUGUGAAUACAUUUGCUGGCCACAGUAACACAGUGACAUGUGGUGAUUUUACACCUGAUGGUGAGCUUAUUUGUAGCGGAUCAGAUGAUGCAACACUAAGGAUAUGGGACCGUGAAAGUGCACACUGCAGCCAUGUUGUUGGAGGUCAUGGUUUUCAUACUCAAGGACUGACAUGUUUAGCUAUUACAUGGGACUCCCAAUCAAUUGUUACUGGCUCUCAGGAUAGUUCUGUGCACAUCGUGAGCAUAAAAUCAGGCCAGGUUGUCGGUGCAUUAGUUGGCCACACUAACUCCGUCGAGUGCAUUGGCAUCUCACCGAGGUACUGCUUUUUCGUGAUACGUUCUUGGAAUGAAUGUUGGCGUCUGUAUGAUAGAUCUGUUGCACAAUACAAUACAUAUGGCCUUCCUAUUGACCUAGCUAGCUUCACUCCUGUUGUCUGCAGGUACAACUGGGUGGCUACAGGGAGCAUUGAUCAGACUCUCAUCAUCUGGGACCUCACUCACCAAGCAAUUCGAUCCGUUUGCGAGCAUGAUGACGGUGUGACUUGCCUGGCGUGGAUAGGUUCGUCGAGGUAUGUAGCGUCAGGAUGCAUCGACGGCACGGUGCGCGUCUGGGACAGCCUCUCUGGGGAGCUGGCUCGCAUACUGAGCGGGCACCGUGAUGUCGUGCAGUCGCUGGCCGUCUCCGCCGAUUGCAACUCCAUUGUCUCGGUCUCCUCGGAUAAGUCUGCCCGCGUCUUUGACAUAUCCAUGUUCAAGUAA
Triticum turgidum subsp. durum (durum wheat) is the source of this 786-nucleotide messenger RNA. NCBI's taxonomy places the organism in Eukaryota, Viridiplantae, Streptophyta, Magnoliopsida, Poales, Poaceae. The record is from the annotation of a GenBank genome assembly.